AUGGACAGUAAGCAGUCAGAUGAAGAGAUAGAUGACUCUGAGGAAGAUGAGAAUGAUUCUGCAUUGGAUUCAUCAACCAGCCAUGCAACACAUGAAAUAUUGUAUGAAAAUUUUCCAAAUGAAGAGGAAACCAAUUUAACUGCAUCAACAAAUGAACAUGAGGAAUGGCGCAUCAUGUUACUGGGUGCAAGAGGGUCUGGAAAAAGCUCCACCGGAAACACCGUCCUCAGGUGCAACGCUUUUCAAUCGGACAUGCAGCUGAGCAGAGUCACACAGUUCUGUGAAAGAGCGACUGGAAACAUCAACGGCCGACCCGUGGCCAUAAUCGAAACGCCGGGACUGAACAGAAUCGGCCGUACGGAGAGGGAAGUGACCCGAGAGAUCCUAAAGUCCAUCUCUCUGUAUACUCCGGGACCACAUGUGUUUUUGCUGGUUAUGCCUGUUGGGAACUUAACUAAUGACGACAAAAGCAUGCAUAAACUCAUCGAGAGCAUGUUUGGGGAGAGUGUCUGGAAGUACACCAUCAUUGUGUUCACUCACGGAGACCGACUGGAGGGGAAGGCGGCGAAUGACGUCAUCGCGUGCUCGGACAAGGCGCUCCGCAGUUUCAUCCAUAAGUGCAGCGGUGGGUUCCUGUUCUUCAAUAACAAGGACACGACAAACUAUGAGCCCGUGACAGAACUCUCGAAGAAAGUCGAGACCCUCAUGGCCAUCAAUGGAAAGAGCUGCUACGCUUUGUCUCUUUACCCGGCCUCAGAGAGGAAGAUCAGGAAGAAAAUUGAGAAGAUUUUAGAGAGUAGAAAGGAAUGCAUUGCACAGAAGGAGAGAGAGCUGGUGAUGCACUGCAAAACUGAGCAAGAGUUGGAGAGAAAAAAGCAGGAACUCCGGAGAAUGGAAGAAGAUGAUGCAAGAAAAAAGGCUGAGAAUCCAGCCAAACAAAAAAUGUCUAUCAGUCUAGCCAAACGGCACACAUCAGGCCAAAAGUCUUCCACCUAG
Messenger RNA from Sinocyclocheilus anshuiensis, 996 nucleotides. Its product is annotated as GTPase IMAP family member 7-like. Gene Ontology annotation, molecular function: GTP binding. Lineage: Eukaryota; Metazoa; Chordata; Actinopteri; Cypriniformes; Cyprinidae. The record is from RefSeq and is a predicted model, not a curated record. The transcript is spliced from 3 exons. Bases 1 to 996 code for a protein of 331 amino acids.